This is a messenger RNA of Lates calcarifer (barramundi perch), 3288 nucleotides long. It is a transcript of the gene lmx1bb, whose product is annotated as LIM homeobox transcription factor 1, beta b. The transcript has 10 exons. The record is from RefSeq and is a predicted model, not a curated record. Bases 1084 to 2214 code for a protein of 376 amino acids. NCBI's taxonomy places the organism in Eukaryota, Metazoa, Chordata, Actinopteri, Centropomidae. Gene Ontology annotation, cellular component: nucleus. Gene Ontology annotation, biological process: neuron differentiation; regulation of transcription by RNA polymerase II. Gene Ontology annotation, molecular function: RNA polymerase II transcription regulatory region sequence-specific DNA binding; DNA-binding transcription factor activity, RNA polymerase II-specific.
UGUUAGAACUUAACAUAAAUGCAUAAUGACACAUUCUUUUAAAUAGACUUAAUAGCAUAAUAAGACUUUUUAAAAAAGAUUAUUAGUUAUAAUAGAGUUCUUCGUUUUCUUAAUGCACUUUCGUCCGAACUUUGUAGGCUUCCUCCAAAAUGUGCGCAAAUUUUCGCAGUUUUUAACUCUACCCCCGCUCCCUGCUGGAUCAUAUUUUCGCUUCCUCUGAAAACAUUGCGUUCAAAAACCUGUCGUCUGCUUCAUUUCUGUCUUAAUAUUCAGAGUCGCUCUUCUCAAUGUGAAAACUCUGAUCGAAAUCACAGCAGACACUGUGUGUGAUGAAGCCUGCAGGAAUGUGCAUUUGCUGCUAUAGAAUGGCGGCGCAUUGUAAUAGUUUCUUACCUUUUUUCCCGAUGGAUGCAACAGUUCUGGUUACUUUAUAAAGUCAAUUGUUUAACUUUAGGGACCAUUGGUUUCUGUGCUGCACACCUGCUGCAGUAUUUUUUUUUUUCCUGCCUUAUAGAAGGCGGAGGGAGAGGGCUUGUCAUGCGGAGGCUCAUUAAAAACACCGCGGGCUAAAAGUUGGCGGAUUGAUUUAUUGAAUGCAUGUUUGAUGUCCUCAUUCACACAAGUGACCUGGCCCAAUAACUGGUGAACGAACGGAGGGGGCGAGGAGCGGGAGCGAGAAGGUGGACUGCAGGCUUUAUAUGUUUUUGAAAAUGUAUUGAUUAUAUGGUAUUGAUAGUGCUCAGCUCAUAAUGCUGCUUAGUGGUAAGAUAAUCCAAUAUUAGUGUGAGGCGGAGGUAAUUGACCCCAUGUUGAUAGAAGUGCUGGAAACAGAAGUAGAAGAAGAAAAAAAGCUAAGCCGUGGGUGGAUGACUUCAUGGCUGGCAGAUAACUAACAGCUAUUCUCUGAGUGAACGGCAGAGGGCAACGCCAACAAUCUCUUCUCUGUUUUCUAAAGUGGGCUACAGGUCAUCGCCUUGAUGCUUCACAAAGGACAUCAAAAACAACACGCAGCCAGGACUGUGGACUGAAGGUCUGGUGUCACUGGAGCGCCUCUCCGCCGGAGAACAGUCCGAGACUUGCAUCAUGCUGGACGGCAUAAAAAUUGAAGAUCAUCCCCUGCGAUCGGGACAGGCCACGCUCGGAGUCAUGCUCGGCACUGAAUGUCAUCAUCCAUCCGUUUGUGAAGGAUGCCAGCGUCCCAUCUCCGACCGCUUCUUGAUGAGAGUCAACGAUUCCUCAUGGCACGAGGAGUGUUUGCAGUGCACCGUGUGUCAACAGCCUCUCACCACCAGCUGUUACUUCAGAGAAAGGAAACUUUACUGCAAACACGACUACCAACAGUUGUUUGCGACCAAGUGCAGCGGCUGCAUGGAGAAAAUCGCCCCCACAGAGUUUGUGAUGCGCGCCCUGGAGUGUGUCUACCACCUAAACUGCUUCUGCUGCUGCGUGUGCGACCGCCAGCUGAGGAAGGGCGACGAGUUUGUCCUGAAGGAGGGUCAGCUGCUGUGCAAGAUCGACUACGAGAGGGAGAAGGACUUACUCAGCUCUGUCAGCCCAGAUGACUCAGACUCAGAGAAAAGCGACGAUGAGGAGCUGGACAUCAAGCCAGAGAAAGGCAUAGGAGGCCAGGGGAAGGGGGAUGACGGGAAGGAUCCCAGGAGGCCCAAAAGACCACGGACCAUCCUGACCACUCAACAGAGACGGGCCUUCAAGGCCUCCUUUGAGGUGUCCUCAAAGCCCUGCAGAAAGGUGAGGGAGACGCUGGCCGCAGAGACAGGACUCAGUGUUCGGGUGGUCCAGGUGUGGUUUCAGAACCAGAGAGCCAAGAUGAAGAAGUUGGCAAGAAGACAGCAGCAACAACAAGAACAACAGAAUUCUCAGAGACUUGGCCAAGAGGUGAUGUCCAAUCGCAUGGAGGGGAUGAUGAACUCCUUCACGCCACUGGCUCCGCCACAGCAGCAGCUGGUCGCCAUGGAUCAGAACGGUUACAGCACAGACCCGUUCCAACAGGGGCUCACCCCCCCACAGAUGCCCGGGGACCACAUGAACCCAUAUGGUAAUGAUUCUGCAUUCCAUGACAUAGACAGCGACACGUCUUUAACCAGCCUCAGUGACUGCUUCAUGGCGUCCUCGGAAGUCAACUCCAUGCAGGCCCGCGUGGGGAACCCCAUCGACCGCCUCUACUCCAUGCAGAACUCUUAUUUCGCAUCAUGAAAGAGAGGAGCCGGGAAGAAAGAAAAAAAAAAAGAAACGAAACAUCAGCACAGAAUAAACUGCCCAUCUCAACCCUGAAGCACGAUGGCCAGGAGUUUCUACACUAACACAGACACGACAGAAGAAACACCUCCUUGCAGUAGCUCCUGGUUAUGUGCAGAAGCUUACUCAAAGAUAGUAAAACCACUUGUUGUAGGACAGUGAAGAUUCCUGGGGGAAAAAAAAAAGACUUAAAUAUUGUUAGAGAUUAUUUGGUCGGAUUGCUUAUCUGUCACAGGAGAUAUUACUCUUUUCUUUGUUCACUUAAAGAAAACAAGUAGAUAUUGAAGCCACUGAUUACACACCCUCAAACCAAAUAACAGUGAAUUUAUACAGUGCAUGAUCAAUUGUAAACUAAAACUUUUUGUAAGCCCCCCUGGUUAAGAUGUGGUGUUUGGACUGUUUCUUCUUUACACUACAUGGAUUUCCAUGUUCACCGUUAGCAUUUUGAUCACUUUCAAUAGGUUUAGAUAUUGUGUUAAUAGUAAAUAGGUGCAGCAUGUCUGCAAGAGUGACUGUACAUUUGUGUAUGUAUGAGAGUUUGUGGUGAAAGAAUUGUUUAGAGGAGAAAAAAAGUGGAGAAUUUGGUGGACAAGUAGGAUCAGUGAAGUGUAAAUACUUUCCCCAGGCAAAAUUGGAUGUGCAUGUUAAAAAUGGAAAGCAUUCUAUUUAUUUAACUAUAACAGGCUCUUGAAGGUACAUAUUAAAACUGAAAAGCUUUAUUUAAAAAGGAGAGCAAUUUUUUUUGUUGAGCAAUUAGUGAGUUCAUGAGUAUCACAACUCAUCUGUAUGCCUUUUUAAUAUGAAGAUUAACCCUUUUGUUUUUUUUCUUCAGCCAAGCUGUAAAUGAGCAAUGUUGCUAUUUAUUUCGUACAGACCAUAAACCUUUUGUUAUCAUUGUCAUUAUGUGCAUUCUCAAAAUGUUAAAAGUUGCUAAUUGACCAAAGUUGACUGGUUUGAUGAAUAAACAAUGUCUUUCUCCUGAUAACAUUAAAUAAAUGCCAUUCAGUGAUCAUUCACAUGGUAACAUUUCAA